AUGGCUGCUGUCGAUCUCAAUUUCCGCGCUGCAACCUUGGAGGAUGCCCCGCAACUCCAGGAAUUGGUGCAAAAUGCGUUCCGCGCAGCGGACAGCAGAUCGGAUUGGACCGGCGAUAUGGGUCUCGCUUCUCAGUUCCACAUAAGCGUAGAGGAAAUAAAGAGCUUCAUGAACGGACCAGAAAGCGCAUUCUUGAUUGCGACCGACCAAAACGGCGUCAUGAUGGGCACCAUCGGUGUGUCAAAGCGUGGAGCCAACGGCGCUCGCCUUUCUAUGCUUGCCGUGGACCACCGAUACCAUCGCGGAGGCCUUGGUCGUCAGAUUCUUGGCUACGCUGAGGAUUAUAGCUAUCAGACUUGGGGAGCGACCAAGGCGGGGCUAAAUGCCCUGUCCACGCGACAGACCCUCAUCGCGUGGUACAUGCGACGCGGUUACAAAAAGACGGGCGAGACAUCGCCUUUUCCGCGCAAGAGGUUCCCUGACCUCGACUUGCCGGAGGAUAUGUGCUUCGUGGAGUUCGAGAAGGAUUUGGACCCGGUCGCCGUCGCUGCGUGA
Penicillium maclennaniae is the source of this 555-nucleotide messenger RNA. Its product is annotated as GNAT family N-acetyltransferase. The coding region runs from base 1 to 555 and encodes 184 amino acids. The record is from RefSeq and is a predicted model, not a curated record. The transcript has a single exon. Gene Ontology annotation, molecular function: acyltransferase activity, transferring groups other than amino-acyl groups. NCBI's taxonomy places the organism in Eukaryota, Fungi, Ascomycota, Eurotiomycetes, Eurotiales, Aspergillaceae.